Zootoca vivipara (common lizard) is the source of this 4023-nucleotide messenger RNA. It is a transcript of the gene NKRF, whose product is annotated as NFKB repressing factor. The record is from RefSeq and is a predicted model, not a curated record. Gene Ontology annotation, cellular component: nucleoplasm; nucleolus. Gene Ontology annotation, molecular function: nucleic acid binding. Lineage: Eukaryota; Metazoa; Chordata; Lepidosauria; Squamata; Lacertidae.
AGGAGGAAAGAAGGCAGAGGGGGUAAAGGGGGAGCGCACUUGAAGGGAGAGAAGGAGCAGGGUCUCCCGCACGUGUGAACGGACACAUUUGCUCUUCGCUCUCCUUUCCGCAUCCUGAUCGGGGUUAGACAAGAUCCGGCCGCCGAGGAGCCCCGUCCUGAGUGCUGCCACCCUCCCGCUCGCCUCACGCCGGCGCCGGUUGGCCUUGCUGCCCGGACAAGGCCAGCCCAUGGCUGGCGGAGGGUGGACGUUGCCCGGCGGGGAUUUCUUGUCGCCGCGGCCGCCUCCCUCUGCCCAGCCGGAGCCUAUUCAGCCGCCGCAGCCUCCUGUCGAGGAGUCAGCCGCCACAGCCUCGGAAGAGCCCGACCUGGAGCCUUGGCGCGAGAAGCAGGAGAGCGACCGGCACUGGGCGCUGCGCAGGCAGUUCCUUCUCCGCAACUUGCCGGACUACCCGGGAGACGUCUCCUUCCAGAAGCUCCUGGCGCUUUCCCACGCCUGGGCCAACCAUGUCUUCAUGGGGUGCAGGUAUAGCCAUGAAGUUAUGGAGAAAGUCCUCCAUAUGGCUGAAGGGAUUGACAUUGGCGAGAUGCCGUCAUUUGAAUUGGUGCCUGAUGCCAAGGGAACCAAAAGGCCACGCUCCCUGCCGGACAAUUCUCCAUCUCGCAGUCUUGAACCUCCGAGGAAGCAGACUCCCAAAUACCAUGCCAGGCCUCGUUUUGAACCUAUACACUUUGUAGCCAGCAACACUCCAGAUGAAGGAAAGAAGUCUGCUUCAGAAAAUGAAGCAGAGGAGGCCAGUGAGAACAUAACCCAGCAAAUCCAAAACUACGCUGAUCGGGUUUUCAGCAGCUUCAAUACCCAGGAUGGGGACACGCAGUUUUCCAGAACAGUAGGUUUAGGGUAUGGAAGUACCCAGGGAAACCAGAUGGAAGCUGAAGUGGUUUCCAGAAACAAAGACUCUUCUGCCAGUGGUGUUGCAGCAGUUUUGUGGGGGCCUUCUCUUCUCCAGGCUGCCUCUGAAACAUUUCCCAGAUCGGUUAUAACAGCCAAGCAGUAUUUCAUUAACAAACUUGCAGUGGCAGUUCACAAGAAUCUUGCUAGCCCUGAAGCUAGUUGCGAGCCAGACAAAAUUAACUACACUUUUCUGUUGACACGGUCCAUACAGGCUUGCAAGACAAACCCUGAGUAUAUUUAUUCUCCCUUGAAAUAUUUCCCCCCUGAGGACCUUCCCGAUAACAAGAAGCUCCUAAAAGACGGUUUUGCUUGUGAGGUGAGGUGUCAGAAUGUAUAUUUGGCCACAGGUUAUGCCAGCAGCAAAAAUGGAUCAAGGGACCGAGCAACGGAACUGGCAAUGAUUCUGCUGCAAAAGCCUGUGGAGGUUAAGGUCGCCCAGCGAAAGUUCAAGAACACCACCCUGGAGGAUUUAGUGCUGUGUCAGAAGGGCAAAUCCCCUCCUGAAUUCCCUCCAGCGCUCAAGCAUUUGGAUGACACUAUCACUUCCACGAAAGAAUGCUCACCUGGACAGCUGACCUUUAACCCCCAGCAGGGCUCCAGUUCAGCUAAACAUUGGACUAACUUUGUCCUCACAGAAAAUGCCAGUGAUGCCAUCGGGAUUUUGAAUAAUUCAGCCUCCUUUAAUAAAAUGGCAAUUGAAUACAAAUAUGCCAUGAUGCCAAAUAGAUUGUGGCGCUGCUGUGUUUACCUGCAGGACCACUUCUUAGCCGAAGGGUAUGGCACGAAAAAAACAAGCAAGCAUGCUGCAGCAGACGAAGCACUGAAAGUUCUCCAGAAGACCCAGUCCAGUACUGGGCCCACCAAAGCAGUCCAGGUUCGGAAAUUUAGUGGGGCCACUCGUAUUCCCCCCAAGAAGAAGAGUCUGAAGGAACUUGUUGUGUAUGAGAACUCAAUGAACCCUGUGUGCACACUGAACGACACUGCUCAGUUCAACAAGAUGACAGUGGAGUACAUCUUCGAAAGGGUGACGGGGAUGCGGUGGAAGUGCAAGGUGAUGCUGGAAAAGGAAUUAAUUGCUGAAGCAAUUGGGGUCAAGAAGAGUGUCAAGCACAUGGCAGCAGAAGAGGCGGUCAGAGUCCUGAAAAGAACCCAGCCAACAGUUGUCAACAACCUGAAGAAAGGCACCAUCGAAGAUGUCAUCUCACGGAACGAGAUCUGUGGCCGUUCAGCAGAAGAAGCAUCGAAGCAGCAGAUCAAGGAAGACAACAUUGGGAAUCAGAUUCUAAGGAAAAUGGGCUGGACAGGCGGUGGCUUGGGUAAAAGUGGGGAAGGGAUCCGAGAACCGAUUGCUGUGAAGGAACAGUUCAAAAGGGAAGGGCUUGGGCUUGACAAUGAAAGGGGGUCAAAAAUUGCAAAGAAAGAUGUUGAACAGAUCAUCCAGAAUUAUGCCUUCUCGGACAGUAAAGUUGAUCUGACGUUCUCGACAGAACUGACCAACGAUGAGCGCAAACAGAUUCAUCAGAUAGCCCAAAAAUACGGGCUUAAGAGUAAAUCCCACGGACAGGGCCGUGAUAGAUACUUAGUGGUUAGCCGAAAGAGGCGUAAAGAAGACUUGUUACACCAGCUAAAGCAAGAUGGUCAGGUUGGCCAUUAUGAACUCAUUAUGCCACAGGAUAAAUAAGGCUUGAGGGCCAUCCAUUUCUUCUGGGGAUGUUCAGACUAAGGCUGAAUUCUCCAUUAAACCAAGCAAAAGUUGCACAUGGUUGUGGGAGUGAUUGAAACCUGUUUUACUUGUUCAUUAAUUUUUUAAAACUUUCUUAGCAAAAAAAUAAGAGCUUUAUCUAAGCAGUUUAACUGUUUUAUGAAAUCUCUUGGAAAUGGCUUGUUUCCUUCACAUUUUCCUAGUUUUGUAAUAGCAGGAACACUUUGUGUCACAGGGAAAGUUUGCACACCACUUUCAAGCAAAAGGGAAGGAUGGUUUACUUCUCUAUUUUUUAACUUAAAAAAAUUUAAAAAUACAAAAAGAAAGAAGGUGGCAAUAUGUAGAAAACUAUCUAAAGUUGGUAUUAAUAGAUUUUUAUUUCUGGACAUGCAAAGAAUUGCAUGUUUUGUAUUUAAAAUGUUGGAUUUUAUUGUGGAAAGGAUGGGGAACUUGCUUUGCAGUUUAUUCAAAAUGCAGCAUCAUUACAGUAAUUAGUAAUUUGGUUUACCCAAGACUGCCUUCUUCAUUUGUACCCUAAAAGCCAAGGAUGAGGAAGCUGUGGCUCUCCAGAUGUUGCAGAAUUACAACUACCACAAUCCCUGGCCACUGGUGAUGCUGGCUGGGGCUGAGGGGAAUUAGGAGCAGAUCACAAUCUAGAGGCCCACAGGUUCUCCAUCCCUGAUAUAAACCCAGAAUGGGAGAUAGUAAGAAAAGCCUGAGUCUCAGAUUUUUUAUUUAAAAUCUAUAUUUAUAAGCCAAAGUUCAUAAGUGGGUGGGAGAGUGUGCUUGAGUUGUUUUAAUUUUAGUAGGAGCACUAUGGCAUAAAACUCCCACUGAAAUCAGUGGGCCUUAAGUGUGUUCAACCGUGGCAAGUUGCCUACAGUUUCUAAGAUAACUUUCAGAGUUUGAGGCAAUGCCUUCCGCUUCCUCUUGGGGAGGACGUCUGAGGAGCAUAUCACAGCUCUGUAUGUGUGGGAUUAUGUAAACACACGCAAGCUUGUUUUAAUUUUUGUUAUUUCAUAGAGCAGAGGAUAGGGAACCCAGAUUUUGUUAGACUUCAAUUCCCAUGAGUCCUUGGGUGAUGAGUUGUUGCCUUGCAAAAUCUGGUUCAAGGCCACAGGCUCCCCACCUCUGUCAUAAGAGCCAGAAUCUGUAAUUCUUUGAAAUUGAUUUAUUGUGCAGAAAAUACAGGGCUCUGGGUUUUGCCUCAAGUGGCCAUGCUUCUGCUUUCCAAAUCUGAUGAUGUCAGUGAAUAAAUUAAAGCGUUUUCUAUCACCUUAACAGAAAGAUGAACCCUGGUGGAGUGGAUUUCUCCUACAACUAUUGUUCAGUGAAGUAUUUUUUAAAAAAUAAACACUCUCGGGUCA